Molecule: messenger RNA, 1791 nt
Organism: Lycium ferocissimum
Lineage: Eukaryota; Viridiplantae; Streptophyta; Magnoliopsida; Solanales; Solanaceae
Exons: 8
Coding region: 93-992 (299 amino acids)
Biological process (GO): proteolysis
Molecular function (GO): metalloendopeptidase activity; ATP-dependent peptidase activity; ATP binding
Source: RefSeq, a predicted model, not a curated record
AUAUUUUAUGUUGGGCGGCAUAUUUUAUAAAAUCAAACACACCGUUAACUUCUCUCCAUUUUCAACCCACAACAUAAAGCUGAGGAUAAAGAAUGAAUUUGACGGUGGGAGAGCUUUCAGUUCCAGUGAUUCGAGCCUUUGCUGGGGAGAAGGAGUGUAAAGGAAUGCGACGUGGUAGAGCACUGAGAAGGUUUGAUAAAGAGUUAGCAAAGGGGAAUUACAAAGCUGCUCACUCUUUGUUGAAGCAAUUACAGUACAAGACUGGUGGCCUACUUGGCUUCGGUUCUGCCAAAUUGGUGCCUAAAAGAUUACCAGCAAUGAAUAGACAAGAACUAUGUAUGGUUGAUGAAUCUUUAGUUGACUCAGUUCUGUGUUCAAUCAAAUAUAGCAUCGAGUUUGCUCUAUCAGAUGAGGAGGUCUUAUUAACGGGAAUGGAAGAUGAUCUGGGGAGUGAAAGCGAUGAUUCCCCUUAUGAAGAUCAUCAAAUGUGUUUGCAACAUGAGGCUGGCCAUUUUCUGGUUGGUUACCUGGUCGGGGUCUUACCAAGAAGCUAUCAAGUACCUAGUGUAGAAGAUAUAACACAGGACAAGUUUGCUCAGGGAAAUGUGCAGUUUCUUGGCUUUGAAUUUCUCAAAGAAGUUGAUAUGAGCACUAUCUCAAGCAAAAGCUUUACCCAAGGCAAGGAAAACAGGGCCAAGAUCUCAUCCCAGACUUUGAACAGGUUCUUGUGUGUAAUACUAGGAGGGUUAGCAGCGGAGCACCUGAUAUUCGGAUACUCAGAAUUACUUCACUCAGAUGUUCAAAAGUUGGACAGAGUGCUAAGUUGGUUGUGCCUCAAUGAGAAUGAAGGUAACUCUCUGGUAAGACGGGCUGUACUUACCACUUUGUCACUAUUAAGUCAUCAUCACGAGGCUCGAUCAAGACUAGCAGAGGCCAUGGCUUCAAGAAGAUCCAUUGGUUAUUGUAUUGAUAUGAUAGAGAGCACUUUGUGAGACCAUAUGGUUUAGCCUAAAUGAGUCACUGACUUGGGGGACCAUAUCAUUUUUAACUCAACAAGUUCCCCUUCCCCAUUUUCUUGCAGCAUCAGAAUACAUAAGAGAGGUUACCUAAUUCGGGAGACUAAAUAAUGCUACUCUCCAAUCUCUCAUAGAGCAUUAGAAACUCUAUUUAGUAAGUUUCAUUUACCCUAGUUGAAAUCACCUGGCCCUGCAAUGCAGUGUUAUUGAGAAGUCCUUUAGAAAGAAGAAAAGGAAAAGUGAGGUCCAGUGGUCUAGAUCAGAAGAUCACAUGUAAUGCUGAAUGUUUUGCUUAGGUCAAUUAAGUCGAACAUUAGAAUAUUAUGCUGCAUGUUGGGCCUACUCUGUUUGGUGUUCACUGGUGAGAUUACUAUAGAUGCAUCCUCGUCGAAGAGACCAUUAAACUCUGAAGUUGACUUAACCAACAAAGCAAAGCGGACUCUUUCUUCUCGGUCUAUGUCAGUUGCAAUCUGCAUCUAAGUUAUCAUGCAUUUUCGGAAUGGAGAAAAACAAAAAGGAAAGAGACGGAGCUCUCCGUCUUUUAACACUUUGGACUUGCUCCUUAGAUAGCAAGAAGCAAACAAGGGUAGGUUUUUAAGUUACUACAUAUCGACCUUAAUGACGUUACUGAUAGAUAGGUUAUUGAUCUGAUUGUGUCAUUAGAUUUCAGUUCUUUGUGAGUUAAUAUGAUAAUAUCAAGCUCAACUUGUAGGAUGAGCUAUUGUAUUUGAUCUUGGGAUUAUGUUCUGUGUUUGUGAAAAUAAAUCAUUUUGGG